UGGUAUUAUACCCUUUUGUUCUUAAAGGGAUUAAUUUCAUAUAUUGGCACAUGUUGUUUUUAUAUGUGUUUUUUGUAAAUAAGUAAAUAUAAAUUAUUUAUUAGAAAUAUUUACUAUAAAAAUAGCUAGUUUCAGAAAGCUAGGAAAACCAAAAAAAGUAGAAACAACUUUAAAAAUGACUACACAACUGUUGCUUUUAUGACAUGUUGGCAUAUAUCUUUCUGUGCAUAUUUUUACAGCUACAAAUAAGUUCACACAUAGUAUAUGUUUUACACAGUGAAAUUACAUCAUGUAACUGCUUUUUUCAUAUCUUGUGGGAUAUUCCAUCAUUGGGAAAAAUCUCAUAGAACAGAGCUUGAGUUUACUUCUGUACUAUUUUAUCAAAUAUUUUUGUAUACUAGUUUGUAUUAGAUUUUUAUUAACACAAAUUCUGAGAAAAAUAUUGAUAAAUCAACUUGAACUUAUUAAUGCAUAUUCUAAAUUUCCCUCAUUAAAUUGUGGAAGUUCAUACAUUCAUCUCGGUUUGUGAAUGUGUUCAUUUCCCACAGCUUUAUUAACCACUGGUACUAUAUCUAAAUUUUUAUUCAUGUAAUAGGUGAAAUGCUGUUUCUUUUUUGUUUGAAUUUGUGUACUUACUUCACUAGACUGGGGACAUAGUCAACUAUGGCAGUUUAAUAUGGCAAGAAUCAAGAUUUUUUUAAAUGUUUAUUGACUUUUGAGUUUCUUCCUAAGUAAAUUACUUUUUCCUGCCUUUGCUCAUUUUUGUUACUGUUCACCUCUUUGCUAAUUUGUAACAACUCUUUAUAAUUUUAAAAUUGUGACCUUUUUGCUAUAUGUUGAAUUAUUUUACUGAUGAUUGUUAUCAAAUUAGUCUUAAAGGAAAUUUAUUCAUUAAUUAGAUACAACAUACUAAAUUGAGAGCUGAAAUUUCAUUUUAAUGCUGAGCAGCAUCCUUGGACAACUAGAAAAAUAGAAAUUUAAAAUUUUAAUUUCCUGUCAUAAGGUCACUGUAAAAUGUGUGUUUCCUUUCACCCAGAAAAAAAUAAUUUUUCCAUCAGUAAAGGCUCAACAUUGAUAGAAUUAACUAAAUAUUGAAAAUCCGAGAUAGUGGCAUAAACCAGCAAGUAAAUUGCCAAGUAAGUUUUAGCCUUACAACAUUUUUGAUGUUGUUCUUCAUUCACAGUAUGUGGCAUCCAAGUAUAAAUUACAAUUUUCCUAUUUAAAAGUAAUAAUGCUGUUCACAUAAUAGGUAAUUAGCUGCAUAAUGAAUAUUUGUUUAGGAAGCUUUUAAAUUUGAAGAAAAUAAAAAUGUAAGUUAAUAAUUUCAUCAUAAACUGUUCCUAACAGUCUGUGGCACUUUAUAUAAAAAUGUUUGUUAAAAAUCUAUAAAAGAUAGUUAUAAUUAUCAACUUAUCACUUACUAAAAUAAUUUCUUAAUGCCAUAAACAAAAUAACGUGUGAAUUAAAUUUCCUUUGAGGAAAAAAAACUAAAAGAGGUAAAAAAUAAUAUUUUUUAAAACACAUAUUCUAAUAGUAAUAUUAACUGGUACUGAUUGUUUUGAACUGCAUUGAUUUUUUUUCUAUUUAUAAAUUCAUCUUGAGAGCUGUGGAAAAUGAUAUUUUAAUAUACUGAUUUAUUUUAAAGGUACUUUUAAUACUUCUGACAUUCAUAAAAUAUCAGAUAAAUUAAAAUAAGUUUUAAUUUGAAAAAUUUGACAUAGUAUUUUGACAAAACAUGAUUGAAAAAGUUAAAAGUUACUUCUAGUAGAAAAUGAAAAACAAAACUUUAUAGUAUCUAAAACUUUGUAGGUUUAUGGGUUGUAAAAAUCACAGGUAAUACUGGGUUUUUAAAUCUAAAGAAAUUUGUCCCCCACCCCCAAAGAGGAAAUUUUCUCUCAGUUUCUUUGCCACAAAUUUCCCUAUUAAAACCUUUUUAAUAUAUGGUGUUCAUUUUGUAUACUCACAUAAAUAACCUUUCAAAGAUUAAAGCUGUUUCCUCUUUCUUUCUGCUAUACUGAGUGAAGAAAAGGAAUAAUAUGAGAAUUACAUUCAGAACUUAGAGAUAAUCUGACAGUAUUCCAAAAAUACCUGAUUGAGAGUAAUAAAGAAAUGAUGCCUUUGAAAGUCUGGGAGUUACAAGAUCUUAGUUUUCAAGCAGCUUCUCAAAUAAUGACCACUCCAGUUUAUGAUGCCAUAAAAUUAAUGAAAGACAUUUCCCAGAACUUCCCCAUAAAAGCCAGGUCUCUGACCAGAGUUGCUGUAAAUCAACAGAUGAGGAAAGAAAUACAGGAAAAUCAAAAGGAUCUCAAAGAUAGAUUUCACAUUCAGCCAGGAGACGCUUAUCUACUUAUAAAUGGCCUUCAGGUUAAUACAGACACUUACGAUCCUUUUAGUAUUUUAGAUAUGCUAAAAUUAGAAGGGAAAAUUAUGAAUGGCCUUCGCAACCUUGGGAUUCACCAGGAAGAUAUCAGCAAAUUUUUGAAAUUAAACUCAUAUGAUGAGAAAUACAUAUUAGAUAUUCGACAUUCUUCUAUUGUGUGGAUUAAUGACCUAGAAAAUGAUCAAAUGUAUGCUGCGUGGCCUGCAAGUUGUAAGGAGCUUCUGAAGCAAAUAUUCUCGGAGACUAUAUCUGUGAUAAAACGUAAUUUUCAUAAUUUGGUUCUGUUUAUUGAUCCUGCUAAAGAAUAUACCUUUGACUUUAUGAAACUUGCUGAAAUUUUCUAUUUUCACAAGUUUCCUCUCAGAAUUGGCUUUGUCUUCAUUCUUAAUGCAGAUGAUAAAGUUGAUGGAAGAAAUGAUGCUGGAGUUGCUCUUUGGAGAGCGUUCAACUAUAUUUUGAAGGAACGUAGUGUAUCUGAAGCAUUUAUUUCCAUUUUACAUAUGUACCAAAAAGUGAAGGAUCAGAGUGUACUCACUGUGGAAAAUGUGAAGAGUGUUCUCCAAAAUGAAUUUCCUCAUGCUGAUAUUUGGGAUAUUUUGGGAGUGCAUUCCAAAUAUGACAAUGGAAGGAAGGCAAGAGCAAGUUUUUAUAAAAUUACUGGCCUGGGUCCAUUGCCUCAAGUUAUUUAUAAUGGUGAACCUUUUAACCAUGAAGAGUUAAAUAGUGAGGAACUAGACAUUGUUGUUCUUCAUAGAAUGAAGGGUGCAUCUGUGUAUUUACAAAGAGAUAUCUUAAUGGGCACAUUAAAUGAUAAGAUGAAUGCAAUUGAUUACCUAAUGGAUAGGAACAGUGUUGUACCCCGUAUAAAUUCUGUGAUUUUGCACGCUCAACAUCAGUACCUUAAUUUAAUAUCUUCUCAAGUAACUACUGAUAUUGAAGAUUUCUCUACUUUCUCUUUCUUGGAGUCACAAGAUAAGAGCGCUAUGAUUGCAAAGAACAUGCAUUAUUUAACCCAGGAAGAUAAUGUAAUUUCUGCAGUCACUCUGUGGAUUAUUGCUGAUUUUGAUACAUCAUCUGGGAGAAAACUGCUUUAUAAUGCAUUAAUACACAUGAAAAAAAGUGUUCAUAGUCGGCUGGGGGUUAUUUAUAACCCGACAUCAAAAAUAAAUGAAGAAAACACUGCUAUUUCAAGAGGAAUUUUGGCAGCUUUUCUUACACAGAAAAACAACCUUCUGUGGAGCUUUCUCAAGAAACUGUCAAAGGAAGAAACUGCUACAGCCAUUUACUCUGGAAGUAAAAUUAAAACAUUCCUUACUGAGGGAAUGGAUAAGAAUGCUUUUGAGAAAAAAUAUAAUACUGUUGGAGUAAAUAUUUUCCGAACACACCAGUUGUUCUGUCAAGAUGUUCUUAAGUUGCGUCCUGGAGAAAUAAGUAUUGUCAGCAAUGGGAAAUUUUUAGGACCUUUAAAUGAAGAGAUCUAUGUAGAAGAUUUUUACCUGCUAGAAAAGAUAGCAUUCAAUAAUUUAGCAGAGAAAAUUAAAGGCAUUGUUGAAAAUAUGAAAAUCAGCUCAGAAAACAUGAGUGACCUUAUUAUGAAAGUUGAUGCUCUUCUUUCCUCUUGGCCUAAGCAAACACCUUGGUAUAAUGUCACAUUUCUUAAAGAGAAGCACAGCAUUAUAAAAAUAAAUCCUCAAGGAAAUGAUGUGGUCUUUGAUGUCGUUGCUAUUGUUGAUCCCUUAACAAGAGAAGCACAGAAGAUGGCACAGUUACUGCUUGUACUGGGCAAGAUUAUAAACAUGAAUGUAAAGCUGUUCAUGAACUGCAAGAGUAAGCUUUCAGAAGCUCCUUUAGAAAGCUUUUACCGUUUCGUCUUGGAGCCAGAACUGAUGUCAGGGGCUGAUGGCAAUUCCUUUCUUGGACCAGUUGCCAAGUUCCUGGAUAUCCCUGAAUCACCCCUUCUAACCCUCAACGUGAUUACUCCAGAAAGCUGGUUGGUUGAAACAGUACACAGCAACUGUGACCUUGAUAAUAUACACUUAAAAGAUAUUGAGAAAGCUGUCACAGCAGAAUAUGAACUAGAAUACCUUCUGCUCGAAGGACAUUGCCUUGAUUCAGUGACAAAGGAGCCUCCUCGGGGUUUGCAGUUUACACUCGGCACAAAAACUAAACCUGUUGUGGUUGAUACGAUAGUGAUGGCCAAUCUUGGAUAUUUUCAAUUAAAAGCAAACCCAGGUGCUUGGAUACUGAAAUUACGUCAAGGAAAAUCUGAAGAUAUUUAUCAAAUAAUUGGCCAUGAAGGAACUGACUCUCCAUCAAAUAUACAAGAUGUCAUUGUUGUAUUAAACAGCUUCAAAAGCAAAAUACUGGAAGUGGAGGUGAAAAAAAAACCAGACAAAAUUAAUGAAGAUAUCCUUACUGAUAAUGAAGAAAAAAAAGGAAUGUGGGAUUCCAUUAAAAGUUUCACAAGAAGAUUGCAUGAAGAUGAUGACAAAAAGGAAAAAGAUGUUCUAAAUAUUUUUUCAGUUGCUUCUGGCCAUUUGUAUGAACGCUUUCUAAGAAUUAUGAUGGUCUCUGUUUUACGUAACACCAAAACACCAGUGAAAUUCUGGUUUCUAAAAAAUUACCUCUCACCAUCAUUUAAAGAGGUCAUUCCCCAUAUGGCUAAGGAGUAUGGAUUCCAGUAUGAACUUGUUCAAUACAAGUGGCCCCACUGGCUUCAUCAACAGACUGAAAAACAACGGAUUAUUUGGGGUUACAAAAUUCUUUUCCUUGAUGUCCUUUUUCCACUAGCAGUGGACAAAAUCAUUUUUGUCGAUGCCGACCAGAUUGUGAGACAUGACCUAAAAGAGCUUCGAGAUCUUGACCUGGGUGGCGCUCCCUAUGGGUACACUCCUUUCUGUGAUAGCCGCACUGAAAUGGAAGGAUACCGUUUCUGGAAAACAGGAUACUGGGCGUCACGUCUUUUAGGAAGGAAAUAUCAUAUCAGUGCCCUAUACGUGGUGGAUUUCAAGAAAUUCAGGAGAAUUGCAGCAGGAGACAGGCUUAGGGGCCGGUACCAAUCUCUCAGUCAAGAUCCAAACAGUCUUUCAAACCUAGAUCAAGAUCUUCCCAAUGAUAUGAUUUACCAAGUUGCUAUUAAGUCCCUUCCUCAAGACUGGCUGUGGUGUGAAACCUGGUGUGAUGAUGAAUCCAAAAAAAGAGCUAAAACAAUUGAUCUGUGCAAUAAUCCCAAAACCAAAGAACCCAAGCUAGAAGCUGCUGCAAGGAUUAUUCCAGAAUGGGUGGAAUAUGAUACAGAGAUACGACAAUUACUAGAUCGUCUUGAAAAUAAGAAAAAAAGUAAAAUUUUGGCACAUGACGAGCUCUAGCACUGGUUUCUAUAAAAAGGAAGAUUAAAGUAUGACAGCACAGCUGCCACCUGCUGGGGAAGUGUGGAACUACUGCGGGGACAAAGGACGUUUCAUUGAUCAGUGACAUUCCUCAGUGUAAAGUGUCUUCGUUAUUUAAAAUAUUUAAUGUGCUUAUGGUAUGGAACGAAUCUAAGUUCUGUAGGAAAUGAUUGUUGAGUACUUAAAACUGCACUGCUCUUCUUUUUGGUUGCUCUGAUCACUGGGUUUUGACCAGUUAAAAUCUGAUGUGCCAGCUAACUUAGUGAAAGAUGCCUGGCCAGCUGAUCCUCAUGGGUCUUUAUGAAAGACCUCCUGCCUUUUUACCCCAGAUUUACGUUGUAUCCAUGCUUCCUUAUUCACAAAAUGAAUUCAAAAUUAAGAGAAACUAUUUUUUUCUUCUAAGAAAAAAUACUUGUGGUUAUCUCUGAAAGCUAAAAACAAGUCUAUUUAUAUCAUAGGUAUUCUUUUUAAAUGGAAGUAAUGUUGUACUAUAGUUGUUUAUUUAUCAUAAACCAUAUGAGAUUUUAAUCCUGUACUGUAUUUGUAUUACUUUUAGUUUUCCUAAUUUUAUUUCAUAAAAUUAUAUUCAUGAGCAUAUAUAUGUAUUCUUUUUUAAAAGACUUACAUAGAAACUAAAUUAAGGAUAUGUCAGUUUUUCUCUAUUGUGUUCUAAUAUAGUAAAGUAAAUGCUUAGAACUAUCCAGGAUUCUAGAAUCACAGGAUCUUGGGACUAGAAGAAAUCUGUGUCAAUUUGAAUCCCAUCCUCAGAAGAGUCUGAAGCAAGCUUAGAAAAUUACCCAGAGGAUUCUGUUGUUGAGAAACAUUCUGGCAGUACAGCACUCUCCUCACAUAGCACCGUGAGUCAUCUUGGAAGCCCAUAGGGUAACAGGCACUUCCUACCUAUAGACAGGUUGCUCUGUCCAGGGACAGCUCCGCGCAGCGCUCCAUAGUGGGCUGAGAGCCCUCUGCUCAGAAUCAUUGAGCUCUUUAAAACUAGGCUAAUCCUUCUACAUUCAACAGCACAUCCAUGGAGUAUUUGAAAAUUACGUGAGAGUCAUCAUCCUUAUCACAAAAUACAGGAAGGAAAAAUUUACUUUGGGUCCUGGUUUCAGAGGUUUCAGUGCAUGGUCACAUUUUGGCUGCACUGCUUUGGGCCUUGCCAUGGCGUGUAUCUAGCGGCCCCCCAGAGCCUCAUACACUCAUAGGUGAGGCUUUUUGGAGCUGGCUGGAUCUAGGCAGUGAUGGCAAACCUUUUAGAGACCAAGUGUCCAAACUAUAGCUCCAAGCCCACUUAUGUAUUCCAACACACCAACACUGCAAUUAGACCUGUAUACUGAGGUUUUAGUUUAAAAGCAACUCAUAUAGUCACAUCUUUUAAAAGAAAAACAAUAACAGGACUUUCAGUGAUACAAACAACUUCUUACUGAAAGAUAAAAGUUUGUAUUUGGCGUGCUUUUGCACAAUUAAUGUGAUCUUUGCUGUUGUGUAUGUGCUGAUAAUUUGUCAAACUUUGGCUCAUUCUUCAUUAGUUUGAGAGCAACACAUGCAGCACCUGAGGGCAUCUGUGACUCAGCUUCUUGUGUCAGAUUUGAUAUAAUGCAGAGCUGAAAGCAGCUGUUCACAAGCCUCAGAUGUUCCAAACUUAGGUUUAAAAAAAUCCCAGAGGCUUUCAUUGAUUUCAAAUCAUUUGGCAGAAGGGGCUGGGGAUUUAGCUCAGCGGCAUAAGUACCUGCCUUGCAAGCAGGCAGUCGAGAGUUCAAUCCCCGGUACCGAUAAAAAGGAAAAAGACACAAAAAAAAAUCAUUUGGCAGGGAAUUCCACAUGUUAAGGACUCAAUUUCCAGAACUACCGACUGUGCCAGCCUUUGUCAUCCUUUCACUCUUCUGUCUCUUCUCAAGUGUGGCACACAAGUCAUAGAGUUUAUUUUUCCAGGUAGAGCUUUCUUGAAAUUCCAAUACUUCCAUUUCUAGAAUUUCAAAAUCUAACCAGUCAGUGUAAACAGGAAAGAUCAAGUUUUUUUAAAUGUGGUUUUACUUGGAAAAAAUAUAAGGUUUCUCUAUCUUAUAGAAGUAUAAAAAUCUGUUACUAAAAUUCUCCUUUGCAGCUGCUACAAUGCUAGAAAAUUCCCUGAAGAUAUCCUGAUGGCUUGUGGAAUUAUCUGCAAAUGUUGUAGAAAUUUUCCAAAUACAUUUUUAGAUUUAGAAACCAGCUCAGCAUGCCUGCUGUGGCACACAUGAGUAGGUUCACCACCACUGACCUAGGGGUGGGAUUAAAGGCGUCCGGUGUUAAAUCAGUCCACUACUCAGUUUAGCAUAGUUCCUGAUAUGCGGUAUGUGUAAUAGGGAGGUCCACCCUAGGUGUGGGUGGCCCCACCCAAAAGGCCCAUAGCCUGGAUGGGAUAAAAGAGAAAGAGAAGCUUAUUUGGCUAUGUGCUGCUUUGCUGCCUCCUGCCUGCUUUUUUUUCCUCUGUCAUGCCCCUCUGCCAUGCCACCUGCCUCGGAGCCAACCACGUAUAGACUGAAACCCCUACAACAGUGAGCCAGAAUCAACGUUUUCUUCUUUAACUGGUGAGCGUCAGGAAAGCUAAGACAGGCCGACAGCAGCACCACACGUCGUGGCAGGAGCAUGCGGCUGCUGGGAGGCAGAGAGAAAGAGGCUGAGCUCCCUUUCAAGGGCACACUCACAGUUAACUGACUUCCUCCACAGGCUCCGCUUCCUAAGGGUUCCACUGCUUUGGUAGAGCUACAGAUUGGCAGUCAGGCCUUUCGGUAUACAGCCUUUCAGAGACAUUCAAGAUCCAGACUCCAACACUGACUCUUUCCCCAGCAUCUACACUCACUCCUAAUGAGAACACUUACCUUUCCUCCCCAGUGCUUGGCACUCUGGUCUUACACACACACACACACGAUGAAACCCCGGGUGGGCUCACUCUGGCAAAACUAGAUUAUUCCUGUGGGUUCAGAGGGUCUGAUAGGUGCUGUCAGGGGCUGGAGCCAGAAAGAAGUUGGCCUGGCGUGGCCAAUAUGCCAUGUCACCCUCCAGCUCAUUCCUCUUUAGAGCCGGGUACCGUGCUGGAGCCAGAGAAGCCCGACUCAGGCCAGCAGCCCGGCUCAGACCAGGUGCUACAGGCAGCUCCCUAGAAGGCUACUGUGGCCCCUGGGACAGACACACCCCCACCCCACCCCUACCCCCACACUGACUUCGGUGCUGUGCCAUCAACCUGGUUUUCCACAUCUGUAAGAAUCUUCUGGCCAGACAAAUCAACUAAGCAGACACCUGAGUCCCUUCCCCUUACCCCUGUUACUAAAAACCACCAUCUCUAAAAGUCCAGGUUCCGUAUUUUAUAGAGUAUAAGCUAAAAUUGCAGAACAGUGUAAACACACCCCACUUGUAUCUUGUAGUUUGAAAGACUAAAUGUACAUCGUUUCUAGGUGAGUGAUGAUUUUUGAGGUACGAUCACAAUAUACAAUGAUGUUUAAGUUUUUACAAAUGCAUUACAAUAAAUGACACAUUGCCAUUAACCCCCUCAAAUACUCCUUCAUUUUGAACACACUUAGCUCAUGGUCCUCAGGACUUUCUGCAACAGCUCCGCAGUGUCUCUGAGAGGUGAGAUCAAAAGUCCAGUGAACGCCGCUGCAGGCCAGCAUCCAGCAGUCGGCCUCGUGCCGGCAUCCACUUUACCUGAUCUGUCAGCAUGUGGCUCCAAGCUCCUCUGCAAACUCAAAAUGACCACAGAAGGUAAAUGUCUUGAUAGACUCAGGACAUUGAGGCAGCUGUAUAAAGGAAUAACUAAAGAUAGAAAAGAGAGCUUCCAGAACUUCUUGAAAAAGUGACAAGAAUGAUGGGAUGAAUGUGUUCAAAGUGGGGAGUUGGAACCGUUGAGGCUGAGUAUGUGCAGGGCUGUGGCGUGGCCCGGGGAAUGGCUGAACUAAAAACAAGGAGACGCCUACAGGGGCCAAGAUGGGCCACAGCUGAGGCCACCUGGAGACCUUCUGGAUGGUUUUCCUUAAUUAGCAUUGUCUGUUGCUCUGCGAGGUCCUUGAGCCCCACCCCAGAUCCCCGUUCAGGUUCCUGCCAUUGCCCACUCACCUCCUUGCUUGUUCUGAUUAAAUCCAGGCUGCCUAGCGUCUGUCAGCCAGUCAGCCAGCGGGCUAGCAGGGUUACAAGCUCUGUGAGGAAUUCACUCCUGCAGUAAAGACCAUGUCGGUGUCUCAUUCCUUUGAGCCUUCACCAUGCACCCAUUUGGGGGCUCGUGGCGGGGGGGGCCUAGGCACAGACCCCAGCAGUAGGGGAGGGGUACAUUGAGGGGAAUAAAUGGCAAUAUGACUUUUACUAUAAUUUUUAAAAAUUAAAACAUUCACUUUUUUUAAAUGCCUCAUGACUUUAUAAAUACGGUAUUUCUUUACAGGAACAUUCUUUGAUGAAUAUAUUUUGAAAUUAUGUUACAUUGAGCUCUUAGCCCCUACAACUGCUGUGCAAUUCAAAACAUUGACCUUCUUGGGGACACUUAAUUGUACUAUUAUUGGUCAAGCUUGGGCACACAAUAACUGUUGGAGAGAGCCAUCCAGUUCUGUCACCUGGAGGAGUGCUGAACCAGCACACCCAAGUUCUGAGCUGGGGUAUAGGCCUGGUAUCUAAGAUUUUCACAAAAGUCAGAUUCUGGAAAAACAAACUAUAUUUUUUAGUUUGGUUUUGCUUUUAAUUUUCAUUAAGUAAAAUGGUCACAUUCACCAUAGGGAACUUGUGCCUGUACAUGAUUUAUCUUAGUUCCUCUUUUUUCUCCUCUGCCCUCCCCUCCCUUCAAUCCUUAUUUACAAGGCUUUGUUUCCACUUUAUCCUUUUUUUCUUUUCCCUUUCUUCCUCCUCCUCUACCCCAUUCACCUUUCCUUUUGAACAAUUUCUUACUAUUUCACAAUAUGUUAUAUAUUUUGGUUCUUACUUAUACUUUGUUUCUCACAUCAGAGGAAUACCAGUGUCUGAUUUAUUUCAUUUAGAGUAUGGUCUCAAGGUGUACCCAUUCAGCUACAAAUAUCACAAGUUUAGCUUUCUUUAAGACUGAGUAGUAAUCCACUGUAUUAAAAAACCGUAUCUUUUUUAUCUGUUCCUCGGUUGAUGGACAUUUGGAUUAUUUCCAAGGUUUAGCUAUUACCACUUGUGCUGCUGUGAACAUGGGUACAUGUAUAUCAAUGUGGUAUAAUGCUUUUAAUUCUUGGAAAAUACCAAGAAGGGAAACAGUUAGGUCAAAUAGAAACUCCAAUUUUGUUUUUUGAGAAAUCUCCACACAGAUUUCUACCAUGGUUACACCAGUCUACACUCCCACCAACAGUGGAGAAAGAUUCCUUCCCCCCCACCAAUCCUGCCAACGUUUGUUAUUGGUGGGUUUAUGACUGUUCUUUGUUGAGUAAGAUGCAAUCUCAGCAUUGUUUUAAUUUGCAUCUCUAGAAUGACCAGUGAUGUUUUUUCUUAUAUUCAUUUGCCAUUUCAACUUUCUCUGAGAAGUAUCUAUUCAUUUCACAUAACCAUUUUUGGAUUGUAUCCUUAAAUUUGGGGGGGAUAUGAUUUUUUUCAAUUCUUUCAUAUGUUCUAGAUUUUAGUCCUUUGUCUGAAGAAAACUAGCUAAGAUUUUUUUCCCACUCUGUGAGUUGUCUUUUCUUUUCUUUUCUUUUCUUUUUUGGUCUUUUUCCUUUUUUAUCGGUACCAGGGAUCAAACUCACGACUGCCUGCUUACAAGGCAGGCGUUUAUGCCGCUGAGCUAAAUCCCCAGCCCCAUGAGUUGUCUUUUCAUUCUGUUGAUUUUUUCUUGCUGUGCAAAAGCCUUUUAAUGUGAUCCUAGUUGUCCGUUCUUUGUAACAUUUCCUGUGCAAGCAGGGUUUAGUUCAUAAGUCUUUGCCUGCAUUAUGUCUUCAAGAGUUCAACCAAUUUGUGCUUCCGGCAGAUUGUGUUUUUUUAAUAUUUAGAUCUUUGAUACAUUUGAUUUUAGUUUAGUGUAUGGUAAAAGAUAUACGUCUAAUUUUAAUCUUCAGCAUGUGGAAAGCCAGCUUUUCCAACACUGUUUAUUAAAUAGGCUUUCUUCCAGUAAAUGUGUUCGUGAGUGAGUGUGUUUGGAGUUAUUUCUGUGUCUUCUAGUUUGUUCCAUUGGUCUGCAGAUCUUUUUUUCCUAGUACCAUGCUGUUUUUAUCACAGAAACUUUGUAGUAUAAUUUUAAGUCAGGGAUUGUGAUGCUGCCUGCCUUGCCUUUGUUGCCCAGAAUUACUUUCGCUAUUCUAGGUUUCUUCUGGUUCCAAAUGAAUUUCAGGAUUAUUUUCUGUAACUCUGUGAGGCAUGCUAAUGAUAUUUUGAUUAGAAUUGCAUUAAACCUGUAUAACAAUUUUGGGAGUAUGGCCAUUUCACUGUGUGAAUUCCUCCUCCCAUGAGCAAAGGAUAUCUUUCCAUUGUUGGAUACUCUCUUUGAUCUCUUUUUCAGAAUACUAUGGUUUCAAUGCAGAGAUCUGUUACUUCUUUUGUUGGAUUGAUUCCUAAGUAUUUCACUUUUUGGUGCUUAUGAAAGCUGUGGUUUUCCUAAUUUCAGUGAAUUAAACAAACUAUAUUUUUUACAUAAGAAA
Molecule: messenger RNA, 12371 nt
Organism: Cavia porcellus (domestic guinea pig)
Lineage: Eukaryota; Metazoa; Chordata; Mammalia; Rodentia; Caviidae
Gene: Uggt2
Product: UDP-glucose glycoprotein glucosyltransferase 2
Exons: 33
Coding region: 2110-5748 (1212 amino acids)
Cellular component (GO): endoplasmic reticulum
Molecular function (GO): UDP-glucose:glycoprotein glucosyltransferase activity
Source: RefSeq, a predicted model, not a curated record